Messenger RNA from Pungitius pungitius (ninespine stickleback), 2874 nucleotides. RefSeq names its product angiopoietin-like 2b (gene angptl2b). Lineage: Eukaryota; Metazoa; Chordata; Actinopteri; Perciformes; Gasterosteidae. The transcript has 5 exons. The record is from RefSeq and is a predicted model, not a curated record. Bases 500 to 2044 code for a protein of 514 amino acids.
AGAGAGGUGCAGUUGAGAGAGACGGCCUCUUAGAGCUGUGAGGCAGAAGUGAUGGAUUCAGCCCACAGAAAAGUGACAGUCUUCUCCUAACGGGCCACAGGCAACACAUGCUGCCCUGGACUCUCACCACUCACCAGGAAACUAUCUCCACCAUCCGACUUAAGUUACCACUUGUCCCCUGAAAGGGCUCCAACUUCUUUCCGUCGGAUUUUUGGAACAACCUUCUCAAGGUUUGCUGAAGAGUUCCCGGCUGUCUUGUAAUAAUACGCUUUAGAAACACCCCCACGGCUGGAAUGGAUGGAGGUGACAGAGAGUAACUAUACAGGCAGAACGCAGGAGGAGGAGGAGGAGGAGGACGCAGGGCUGCAGCUUUCUCACUUGGGAUGACUUUCUACCGGGAAGAACUUCAAUCAGCUCUGCCGGGAGGGAAAGGCAUCUGAGGGAGCCUCAUUGAUACCCUGCAAGCAUCUGUGUCGCUUUGGUGGUUUGGUUGGGACACAUGGAGCCCCCUUCAAUGGUCCUGCUGUUGCUCAUUCUCGUUUAUGGACUAGCCUGUACUGCCCAGCGGGCUCAUGGGGGUCCGUCAGACAGCAGCCGCGGCAGGGGGGACAGGACCCAAGAAUUUCAGAGCAGCGAGGAUGAUUUGGAGAGAGAGUUUCUCUACGCUCCGAGGACCAAGCGUGCUCCAGCUGACCAGCCGCAGGACAAGUGCUCCUACACUUUCAUUGUGCCGCAACAAAAAGUGACCGGAGCCAUCUGCGUCAACUCCAAGGAGCCGGAGGCCAUGCUGGAGAAUCGGGUCAACAAACAGGAGUUGGAGCUGCUGAAUGUGGAGCUGCAGAGACAGAAGAGGCAGAUCGAGACCCUGCAGCAGCUGGUGGAGGUGGACGGAGGUAUUGUGAAUGAGGUCAAGCUUCUGAGGAAGGAGAGCCGAAACAUGAACUCCAGAGUCACUCAGCUAUACAUGCAGCUGCUCCACGAGAUCAUCAGGAAGAGAGACAAUGCCCUGGAGUUGGCUCAGAUGGAGAACAAGAUCCUGAACCAAACCUCUGAGAUGCAGCAGCUCACCAGCCGAUACAAGGAUCUCGAGCACAAGUACACGCACUUGGCUUCUCUGGCCACCAACCAAUCGAGUCUCAUCGCUCUGCUGGAGCAGCAGUGCCAGAGUCGCCCCCCACCUCGCCCUGUGCCGGUGCCCCAGCCGAGGUCUCAACCGCCUCCGCCGUCACCGCCUCUCAACAGGCCUUACCAGCCGCCCGUCCUUCCACGAGUCACCAAGCCAAUCAGCAACGAGAUCCAGAGUGACCAGAAAUCCGUUCUGCCCCUCCCCACGAUGCCCACGGGCACACACGGCCCCUCCACCACUGACAAGCCCUCUGGGCCGUUUAAGGAUUGUCUGCAGGCUCUGGAAGAUGGCCACACUUCCAGCGGCAUGUACCUGGUGAAGCCAGAGAAUGCCAACCGCCUCAUGCAGGUGUGGUGUGACCAGAGACACGACCCGGGUGGCUGGACUGUGAUUCAGAGGAGGGUGGAUGGCUCCGUCAACUUUUUCCGAAACUGGGAGACGUACAAGCAAGGUUUUGGCAAUAUUGAUGGCGAGUACUGGCUUGGUCUGGAGAACAUCUACUGGUUGACCAACCAGGGAAACUACAAGUUACUGGUCACGCUGGAGGACUGGUCCGGCAGGAAGGUGUUUGCAGAGUAUGCCAGCUUCAGAGUGGAGCCUGAGAUCGACUUCUACAAGCUGAGGGUGGGCCGUUACCAUGGCAACGCUGGAGACUCCCUCACCUGGCAUAAUGGCAAACAGUUCACAACACUGGACAGAGACCAUGAUGCAUAUACAGGCAAUUGUGCCCACUACCAAAAAGGAGGCUGGUGGUACAACUCUUGUGCGCAUUCAAAUUUGAAUGGAGUUUGGUACCGAGGAGGACACUACCGCAGCCGCUACCAAGAUGGAGUCUACUGGGCCGAGUUCAGGGGAGGAGCCUAUUCACUAAAGAAAGUGGUCAUGAUGAUCCGUCCAAACCCAAACACCUUCCACUGAGCAUCAAAGGAACACAAACUGCACCGUGUCUCGAAUGAAAGCCCCACUUUGCCACCUCCUUCUGUAAGGGGCACGACACCAAGUCGGACAAAGUGCAAUAUCGAGACGGGCUGAUAUACCAGCACCUCCUGCACUUUGUGUACCGUUAUACAGUUGUGUGUACCUUUUGUCCCGUUUACGUGUGUAUGACCCAGUAGAGACGUGUUCCGAUUGCUCAGGAGUUUUUUUUUAUUUUUAAUACACUGUCUUUGAUCAAAGAAAAACCCGUUUGGUUGACAGUGUUCUCAUUUGACCCGAGUGAGAAAAACCAUAAGAACUUAAUAGGACAUCAGAGGAAAGCCCUGCAAUAUAUAUUAAGUAUGUAUGUAAAGAUGCUUUUGCAAAUGAGGUUGACACAGGAAUCAUAUCCGGUGACUUUUAAUUUCAUUCUAAACACAAAAUAUGUAAUUUAACAGUGACAUUUAUUGACGUGUAAUACAGGGUAAUAACACCUUAAUAUGCUAUUAAAACAGUACUAUUUUCUUUUCUAACAGGAAAACCCAAUUGGUAACAGCAAUACCUGAAGCUAAACAGUUUGCUCAUAUACAAAUAACCAAAAUCUACUCCAUCAACAUUUGAGGAGGUUCACUUUCAAACUUGUUUUAUAAUCUUGAAAUGUCUUCACCAGGUAUCCACCAAUCUGCUUGUAUGGAUCAAGCACUGUAUUUACUGUAUAAAUUUAGUCGUUUGUUGAUGUCUAUAGAUCCAACACAUUGCGUUUGUACAUAGCAGAUAUUUGUAAUAUAAUGUAUUAAAACCUUAUUACAUUGCAAUAAAAUAUGUACAGCUUG